AUGUCAUUAAAAGAUAGAUACAAAUUCGAAAAUAUUAGUUGUAAGAGAAUAGUAAAAUAUGAUGUAGAAGAACUUUUAGCAAGUAAUCUUUCAAUAAUAAAUCAUCCAAUUGAUAUUGCAUCAGUUAUAAGAGAAUCAAAAGAGUCUUCAAAUGAUAAACCUCAUUUAUCAUAUUAA
Messenger RNA from Rhizophagus irregularis DAOM 181602=DAOM 197198, 177 nucleotides. The record is from RefSeq and is a predicted model, not a curated record. Lineage: Eukaryota; Fungi; Glomeromycota; Glomeromycetes; Glomerales; Glomeraceae.